Messenger RNA from Closterium sp. NIES-67, 1843 nucleotides. The record is from the annotation of a GenBank genome assembly. NCBI's taxonomy places the organism in Eukaryota, Viridiplantae, Streptophyta, Zygnematophyceae, Desmidiales, Closteriaceae.
CGUCCGAAUUGACAAAAACCGUAAACGUCACCCACAGCCCCGCUCACCGCCAGUCCUUCGUUCUUUCGUCACACCGCAUCUAGCUAGUCCGCGCAUCUAGUUCAACUCUCGUCGCUCUUUCUCACACACGCUAUUGUAUCGUCAUCUGCAAGGCAACCAAGCAGCUUAGAAGUGCGCAUCUCACGCUAUCGUGUAUCUAGGGACGGGAUGUGAUCAGGCCAGUAAAGUUCUUCGUGAACGGCGCAAGAGAGUAGGAACUUGCUAUCGGAACGUCGAUUUUUUAGGCGAAUAGGAACUUGCUAUCGGAACGUCGAUUUUUUAGGCGCCUCAAAAGUAGACUCCUCACGCAGGAGAGUAGGAACUUGCUAUCGGAACGUCGUUAGCAGAAAGCAGAAAGGAGGGCGCGCCAUACGCGUUAUUAGCACGAAUAGCACGCGCAAAAUAGUUUCUGGUCCUAGUGAGCCCAUCCUUAGUCUGGCACGCGUUGAAGCCCUCAGUGAGGAGCCACCAGAAAUACGCGUAACUCGAUAAAUACGCGUCUAUCCAUAGCUCCAUCGUAACCUCUACCCGAGCACCUCCAGUCUCUUCUACCGCCUUGAGACGGACUAACGAAUGGCAUCCGCACACGCGCCUGGUAGCGCGCCGCUUCCCCCGCGCGUGGUGCGCGAGGUGGCGCGGGAGCUGAAGGCGCUGCAACAGUGCGCCCUGGACGGCAUCCGCGUCACUGUUCACGAUGACAGCAUCGCAACCGUCCAUGCGGAGAUCGACGGCCCUGUCGGCACGCCGUACGAGGGCGGGGUGUUCCGCAUGAAGCUGUUGCUCGGGCGAGACUUCCCCCACGCCGCCCCCAAAGGCUUCUUCCUGACGCGCAUUUUCCACCCCAACGUGGCCAAGAGCGGCGAAAUCUGCGUGAACGUGCUCAAGAAGGACUGGAGGGCCAGCCUCGGGCUUAAACACGUGCUGCUGGUGGUGCGGUGCUUGCUCAUUGAACCUUAUCCCGAGUCCGCUCUAAACGAGGACGCCGGGAAGCUGCUUCUGGAGGACUAUAACGCGUAUGCCCGCCACGCCCGGCUCUUCACGUCCAUUCAUGCCACCCCUACCGCUCAUUCAAUUCUGACGUCCGGGGGAAAGGCCAAGCAGCAGCCCCAGCAGCCCCUGCAGCAUGCUCAACACGAGCUUGUGAAAAAACCUUGCCAGAACCAGCAGGGUGAAUGCACGCAGUCAACCCAACCUACUGCAGCAGUAGCAGCAGAGAUUGUGGGACAGGCAGCAGCUGACCCUCCUACAGACUCUGCUGCUACUGGUGCUGCGUCUGUUGCUGAUACUGUGGCGACUCAUGGCGACAUGAGCAGCACUCCACUUAUCCCACCUGUUGCUGCUGCAGCUGCUGCUUCUGCUGAGACAGGUGGUAACAAUCCUGCUGGCAAUGUCUCAUUGGUUCAACAUGCCCCCCUGGCAACCAAUAGGUCGCUUGCUAAUGCCGACUCAAGAAGGCAGGCGAAGGCAGGAAACAGCUCACCAGGCAUAGUGGAACAUGAAGCAGCAACGAGCACAGGAUCUGGUUCUGUAAAGGCCAAAGGGAAAGGAGAGAACACAGGUCGGGGUGGAGCGGACAGGAAGGCUGAUUUGAGAAAGAAGAGCCUACGGCGACUGUAGUUGUGAAGUGUUACUCGGUUUAUCGUAUUCCCUUUCGUGGGUUGUAAUUAGUGUGUCCUUGUGCCAAGGUCAUAACGUCUUUUACUUGAUUUUGUGAUGAUGUUGAUACACAACGUACACGGUAGUUCAUAUAUUUAGGAAGUGUGAUGUAGUGACCGUGUAUUGUACAAGUAUCCAAGCUGUUUUC